AUUUUCUUGAUAUCAUAAGUAGUAUAGGUAUUUAACUAGCUGCUUAAUUAUAACUGAUUACAAUAUAAAACCACAUUGCACAUGGUUGUUUUUAGAAUCAUUUCUCUAAUCUAAUUUCAUUCAUCAUUUUAAAUUAAUCUUUUAAAUAGAACGGGUUAGUGAGUUAGUGAUUUAUUAUUUACUACCUAUUCUGUGAUAGUGUUAAGUCUUAAGUCGAUAUAUUUUUAAUAAAAUAUAAAAUAGGUGUAAUAGAAACAGAAAAUGUUUCAUCAUAGAGUUUUAGACUGGUUUUUAUAGAAUACAUAAAAGGGCCUUACGCAAUAAAACCAGUUAAAAAGAGGGAGCUUAGCUUUUGAAUAAUACGUCUCGUCAAACUAAGAUGGAUAGGCUAUCAAGAAGAUCGCCAACUUCUACAAAUAUAUGCUCAAGAAUAUGCCACUACUUAAGUUAUGUAACAGUAGAGCCAUCAUUAACACUGUAUAUGAUGGCUUUUAUGAUCACCUCAGUUAUAGAACAGUCACUUUUUGUAUACAAAGCUUGCAGAGUAGACCACGGUUACAAUGAAACCGUAUGCAGAAAUAUUAGCCAACCAGAGUAUUCAGAUAUAAAUAAGAAAGUUCAAAUCACUGUAUCUAAUUUUAUAUUGUGGAAUAAUGUAGCCGGUCACGCAGGCCAAAUUAUUUUAGCUUUCUUUAUGGGAGCAUGGUCUGAUAAACGUGGUAGAAAACUCCCUCUUAUAAUAGGACUAAUUGGAAAACUUUAUUAUUCUGUGAUGAUUGUAGUAAAUUCCUUAAAACCUGACUGGCCUGUCAUGUAUAUCGUUUAUACAGCAACUUUACCAAUGACAAUUACAGGAGCUGAUGUGGCUAUUUUUGCUGCAGCCUUUACUUAUCUAGUAGAUGUCAGUAGUAAAGAGAAUCGUACUAUUAGGGUCACAUUACUAGAAGUAUGCUAUUUAGCUACAAUGCCAACAGGAAUUGCGUUAGGUUCAUUUAUAUACAGUAAAGUGAAUCAAUCCUAUACAAUAAUGUUUAUAAUCAAUGCAAGUUUACUUGGUGCUGCCAUUCUGUACUCUUUUGUGAGGCUUGAGUGGCAAACUGCAGCUAACCAAAAGCCCCUUAUGGAAGUUAAAAACAUUCUAACAGAUUUUUUCGAUUAUAAUCAUGUCGUAGACACAGUAAAGACACUGUCUAAAAGAAGAGAAAAUAAGAAAAGAAGAAUAUUGCUGAUGCUGAUUUUGAUGAUGGCUUUAUAUACAUUUCAAAGAGAUGAAAGAACCGUUACUUUUUUGUACUGUCAGAGAGCUUUUAAUUGGGAUGUCAGUCAAUACAGCACCUUCAGAACAUUUCAAAGUGCCCUGCAAGAUUUAGGCUUGCUUUUUGGAGUUCCGAUUUUGAGCAAAUGUUUGGGCUUUAGAGACAGCAUAAUUGUCAUGGUUGGAGCUUUUGCUCAUUCUUGUGCAAGGGUGUUUUAUGCUGCGGCUAUUGACACAUGGAUAUUUUAUAUUGGUGGUGUCUUUGCUGCUUUUGGUCCUAUAGUAGCACCAGUAAUAAGGUCAAUGGUUUCUAAAAUUAUACACAUAUCAGAAAAAGGCAAAGCCUUUUCUGUACUGGGUGUGGCGGAUAAUGCUAUUCCUAUAAUAUCUGGUGUUCUUUACAGUAAGUUGUACAGUCUUACUAUAACAUCGCAUCCGGCGGCUAUAUUUUAUUUGACCAUUGGUUCUCAAAUUGGUGUAUUUCUUUUAGUGUUAUAUAUUCAUUUUGUUUAUAAAGAAGAUCAGGCUCCUAAUGAUCAAGAAGAAUCCCAAGAUAAAUGCCUCAGUGAAGGACAACCUCAAGAUUCUACAGAAGUUGACUGAAUAUGCCAUAAAUUCUAUUUAGAAUUAUAUAUAUUUUAGAGGUUUUAUGAUUAACUAGCGUGUGCUAGUAUUUAGUGUAUUUGUGUAAGUAAGUUCCUAAAUGUUUUAUUUGUAGGUAUUUAAUAUGCAUAAUUGUGUAGAGUAUAUUUUUCUAAAGUAGAAUAAAAUUCAUUUCUAUGUA
Messenger RNA from Sitophilus oryzae (rice weevil), 2039 nucleotides. Its product is annotated as proton-coupled folate transporter. Gene Ontology annotation, cellular component: membrane. Gene Ontology annotation, molecular function: transmembrane transporter activity. The transcript has 8 exons. The coding region runs from base 380 to 1858 and encodes 492 amino acids. Gene Ontology annotation, biological process: transmembrane transport. NCBI's taxonomy places the organism in Eukaryota, Metazoa, Arthropoda, Insecta, Coleoptera, Curculionidae. The record is from RefSeq and is a predicted model, not a curated record.